Doryrhamphus excisus (bluestripe pipefish) is the source of this 1266-nucleotide messenger RNA. Its product is annotated as forkhead box protein H1. The record is from RefSeq and is a predicted model, not a curated record. Lineage: Eukaryota; Metazoa; Chordata; Actinopteri; Syngnathiformes; Syngnathidae. Gene Ontology annotation, molecular function: sequence-specific DNA binding; DNA-binding transcription factor activity. Gene Ontology annotation, biological process: regulation of DNA-templated transcription.
UGGACACUUCGGGUUGCAACAGGCCGAUUGAAACGCACACAACACACACCUGGUGGUUGUUUAGCAAUCAGCUGACUUUGUUGAAUGCAUGGAUUGACUGACAGACGCACGCUUGAGCUCACGUACGGGUAUAUUUGUCAAUAAGUCGUCUUUGGCUGGUCUUCUACUAUAAAGCUGGGCCUACCUGCUCGGGGUCCGCAUCACUCCUGAUCUUCCAUCCAGCAGCAUGCACACCACCCACGGCAAGGUCAGGGCUCAGCUCCCUCCGGCUGGCGACGUGUUCAGGAGGAGCACCACCUACUUGGCCAGGAUCGCCGUCGUCCUGCAGGACGCGCCGGACAAAAUGCUCACCUUCGCACAGUUGAUGGACAGGCUGGGGCCGCUCAUCAAGGAAGACAGGAAGUCUAUCAAGAACAACAUCAGAGUGUGUUUGUCCACCAGCAAAUGUUUUGUCAAGAUUCCACUGUUUGGUAACUCUGUGGUCAGCAAAAGAAACUUCUGGAAACUGGACCUGAGUCAGCUCACCCAUAAAAUGGUGCGCCGUCACUUCAAGGACCUCCUGGACUUCUUCCCCGAGUUGACCUCCAGGGGGGAGGAUGCCCAGAAUGUGGGCGUCCUUCCCUCCUCCUCCAAGGCCAGCUCCUGUGACUCGGUUCAGAUACGAUGUGAGGUCAAGUUCAGCGGUCCGUUCUCCAUCGAGUCCCUCCUGAAACGAGACAGCCCCGCCCCCAGAGCCUCGCCACGGUGCGGCAUGCCCGCACUCGCCCAUGAGCAUCAUUCAACGCCGCGGCCCCAGAAGAGGCGCCCCAGCUGGGACACAGAGGAGCUCCUCUGCAUGCACUUUUCCACCGCAAGGGGCGGCACGCACCCUGCGGACAGCGCCACCAAGUUCAGCAAGAGGGUGCGGACCGACCCCGCCUUCCCUGUGUACUCCAGACUAGGGGGCGGGGCUUACUUCAGCAGCAGUUACACCCCUUACAUGACCUUCACCCACGAUGCUCACCGUUUUUCUUUGUGACCUUUUUUUUAAAAAAACAAAAACUUUUCUACGUUUCAUGUUGUGGGACAAAGAAUCCACACAGGACCUCAUCAAUGUGUCUCGUGCGUCAAAAAGGAUUUUUGUUGAAGGCUCAGGAUGAAAACGGUCCUGCAUUGUUUUUAUUUAUUCUUGCAGGUUGAACGCCCUUCCAAUGUUGUCGUGUAGCAGCUUGAUAUAUAUUUUUAUUACCGGCCUGCCUUCAUAUUCCAAAUGAAACUUCAACUUUC